AAUCACCACCACGCCGGUAUACAUAUCACAGUGUUGCAAUCAUUCAAUCGACUCCAGAUCCUUCUUGGCACUAUUAACACCCAAUUUUAUCACAACUUUCACGACCAGCAUCACCGAGACCGGUUACGGUGCCGAUUUCGGAGCAGAUGGCGCAAAACGAGAGCGACAGAAUUUCACCUGUCGUCCACGGGCUCAACGUUGGUCCACAAACACAAUGCCUCCAUUGGCACUCAGAUCGUGACAUCAUUGCCAUUCGUCACAAGUGUUGCAAUCUUUACUACGCUUGUAUCAGUUGCCAUGAGGCGCAAGCGGAUCACCGACCGGAGGUGUGGCCCAAGGGAGAGCGCAAUGAGAAGGCGGUUCUGUGUGGACACUGCAAGCGAGAACUGACCAUCUCUGAGUACCUCAAUAGUGGGAAUUGCUGUCCUGGUUGUGAGGCUGCGUUCAAUCCGGGAUGCGCAAUGCAUUACAAUUUAUACUUUGAAAUGUAGUUAAAUCACUGAUCUGUUCGUCGCCGUUUGUGUGAAGCCG
This is a messenger RNA of Ilyonectria robusta, 531 nucleotides long. RefSeq lists its product as uncharacterized. The coding region runs from base 147 to 491 and encodes 114 amino acids. The record is from RefSeq and is a predicted model, not a curated record. Gene Ontology annotation, cellular component: mitochondrial intermembrane space. Gene Ontology annotation, molecular function: zinc ion binding. NCBI's taxonomy places the organism in Eukaryota, Fungi, Ascomycota, Sordariomycetes, Hypocreales, Nectriaceae. Gene Ontology annotation, biological process: protein import into mitochondrial intermembrane space. The transcript has a single exon.